ACAAGACUUCGAGCAUUUUCUGGUGCCGUUUCAGCUUCAACAUACUUUUCCAAGUCUUCCUUUUCCGAAUCCUCACUUUUUUCUCACUUCAAUCCUCUCCUUAUCCCCCAAACCACGCCCACGCUCCUUAACAUUACGACCAAACCCAAACAAAUCCUCUCUAUCGCGACUCAACCAAUCUAUCCCCAAUUACCUAAUUCUAGUACCUGAAACCCAACGUCAUCAAAUCGGCCCGCCCGGCGAUAGGCCAAAACGGCCCCCCUCCCCGCCAAUAACCCAAGAUACGAGAUUUGUCCCAUAUCGGAAAGGGGAGCAAUAUCGUCAUUUAUCACAUCUUCUCAGACUGCGAUCCAAGCGUCUCAAUUAUUCUCUCUUCUGGCAACGAAGCAGGGGGGAAAAAGAAGAAUCACCAUAUCCGCCAUAGCCACCUCAACUGCAUACCACACCGAGAACAGAGACAGAGGCAUCGUCACAUCUCAGUCGAUUUAGGCACAGCUCCGACAAUCGCCAGCAGUUCUUGCGAUAAGAAAAAAGGAAACAGGAAACCAAAAAUCCAUACCCAGAUAUCUCUCCCUCUUCCCCAUACACACGCAUCCGCGCGCGCACAAGAUGGGUAAACAGGCAAACCUGUACAGUUACCCUACGGUCGACAACCUCGCCGCCCACCUGCGCACUUACAUCCUGUCGUGUCAAAAGGCCGCCUUCCAACGGCACGACGCGUUCAAGGUGGCCGUGUCGGGAGGUUCCCUCGCCGCGACGCUCGCCAAAGCUCUCCUCGUGGCCGGGCCCAACGAAGACCCCGAAUCCGGCCCGCAGUUUUCGAAAUGGGAGGUCUUUUUCGCCGACGAGCGGGCCGUGCCCUUUGACGACGAAGACAGCAACUACGGCCUCCUGAAGAAGGACCUCCUCGACAAGAUCCCCCGUGGACAAGGCACGCCGACCGUCCACGCCAUCAACCUCGAACACCUCGACGACGCUCAGGAGCUGGCCGACCAGUACCAAGAGGCGCUCAUGUCGAGCUUCGCCAGCAAGGACUCGGUCAAGACGCCCAUCUUUGAUCUGAUCCUGCUCGGUUGUGGCCCCGACGGCCACACGUGCAGUCUGUUCCCGGGCCACCAACUCCUGCGCGAGUCCGACGCCUGGGUCGCCCCGAUCGAGGACAGCCCCAAGCCCCCUCCCCGAAGAAUCACCCUGACCCUCCCCGUCGUGACGCACGCCCACAAGAUCGCCUUCGUCGUCACGGGCGGCGGCAAGAAGGAAAUCCUGAAAAAGAUCCUCGAGGCCGACGACGAAGGUCGCAGUCUCCCCUGUGGCCUCGUCAACGAGGGCGGCGGCGAAAAGGUGAGCUGGUUCACCGACCACGCCGCCGUCGAGGGCGUUUCCUUCCCCAGGAGGGGAAGUUUGUGAAGAGCAAGACACUCCUGCUCCGCUCCCGACGAGGCAAACCACGAACCCCCCCUUUCAUCUUUCUUUCAACGUCGGAACGAUAUGAUAUAGAAGCUUAGGAAAUUUGGGAUCAUCGGAAUCAUAGAAACGAAUUUUUUUUUUGCCCUCUUCUUCAACCAGUGGGGCCAGGCGUUUUCGCUCGUGCGGCACGAUUUUCGAUGGUGCAGCGACGAAAACUCGGCGGCCCCGUCAUCAUGAUGACUUUUGAGUAGUCGAUGGGAAGCGAGAGAAAACCAACCCCGGAUUGAUAAAGGUCCUCGGAGGUCCUUUUAUUUUGGCAACGCUUGGGCAACGACAUAUCUGUGUUCAUGUCCUGAUCGAGUCGAGGGCAUACUCUAUAGAAAGAGUACCUAGCCAAAAGGGUUCAAAUCGCAAUCUCGGUCUCUUUUCAUCUUCUUCUUUCCCAACAGAACAGGAUAUAUAGAUUCAUGAGACCGUUCUACUACUCGUA
This is a messenger RNA of Exophiala oligosperma, 1897 nucleotides long. RefSeq names its product 6-phosphogluconolactonase. The transcript has a single exon. NCBI's taxonomy places the organism in Eukaryota, Fungi, Ascomycota, Eurotiomycetes, Chaetothyriales, Herpotrichiellaceae. Gene Ontology annotation, molecular function: 6-phosphogluconolactonase activity. Bases 610 to 1407 code for a protein of 265 amino acids. Gene Ontology annotation, biological process: pentose-phosphate shunt; carbohydrate metabolic process. The record is from RefSeq and is a predicted model, not a curated record.